AUGGAUUAUCAGAAUCGAGCAGGUUCCAAAUUUGGUGGUGGUGGUGUCGCCUCAAGCUCAGCGACAAACGCCGACCGACGAGAACGUCUCCGAAAGCUUGCGCUUGAAACCAUCGACCUCGACAAGGACCCUUACUUCUUUAAGAAUCAUGUCGGAAGCUUCGAAUGCCGUCUAUGUCUCACAGUACACCAGAACGAUGGAUCAUAUCUAGCCCAUACACAAGGAAGGAAGCAUCAGACAAACUUGGCGCGACGUGCUGCGAAAGAGCAGCGUGAAGGAAAGAAGGAUGAUGCAGGACAGCAGGGUCUACUCGCUGGUGUGCAAGUUAAGAAGAACGUCAUCAAGAUUGGCCGACCUGGGUACCGGAUAACGAAAGUUCGCGAUCCUAUUACCCGUCAGAAUGGACUCUUGUUCCAAUUCCAAUUCCCAGAUAUUACGCCAGACACCAUCCCGCGGGUCCGAUUCAUGAGCGCAUACGAGCAGAAGAUGGAAGAGCCCGACCCAAACUACCAGUAUUUCAUUGUAGCCGGAGAGCCCUACGAGACAGUUGCGGUCAAACUGCAAGCACGCGAGGUGGACCGCCGGGAAGGCAAGUUCUGGACUUGGUUCGACGACGAUAACAAGGAGUUCUGGUGUCAACUGCUCUUCAAGACCGAGCGCGACGAACGAUUCAGCGCUGUUCCUGGAUUGGCACCAGGUCGCAAGUAA
Molecule: messenger RNA, 708 nt
Organism: Ascochyta rabiei
Lineage: Eukaryota; Fungi; Ascomycota; Dothideomycetes; Pleosporales; Didymellaceae
Product: CWF complex protein sap62
Exons: 2
Coding region: 1-708 (235 amino acids)
Biological process (GO): spliceosomal complex assembly
Cellular component (GO): nucleus; U2 snRNP; U2-type prespliceosome
Molecular function (GO): zinc ion binding; nucleic acid binding
Source: RefSeq, a predicted model, not a curated record